Aspergillus tanneri is the source of this 1602-nucleotide messenger RNA. RefSeq lists its product as uncharacterized. The coding region runs from base 1 to 1602 and encodes 533 amino acids. The transcript is spliced from 4 exons. Lineage: Eukaryota; Fungi; Ascomycota; Eurotiomycetes; Eurotiales; Aspergillaceae. Gene Ontology annotation, molecular function: monooxygenase activity; heme binding; iron ion binding. The record is from RefSeq and is a predicted model, not a curated record.
AUGGCAAUAGUCGGCGGAAUGAACCCAAAGAUAUCUGAUGCCGUUUGGGGCACGUCGGUCACCCGUCAACCGCGAUUGGAGAAUGCCAGCAAAAUGAAGCUCAACUCUCCCGUGAUUCAGCUCUUUCUCGCGCCCUUUUCAAAUCCCACAAUCAUUACUGAUGAUGUUCGCGAGGUCAAAGAUAUUCUCAGCAACCGCACGCACGAAUUCGAUCGCUCUCCCAGAACACCAGAUGCUUAUCGCUCUCUUCUUCCGCAUUGCAGUUUGGUCAAAGCAACGGGGCCUGCAUUCAAACAACAGAGACGCUUUUGGGAGGGCGUUACCGGCACGCCUUUCCUACGACGCGUCGCUGAGCCCAAGAUGUACCGAUGCGCCCUUGGUCUAAUCGACCUACUCAGAGCUCAGGCCAAAAUGGCCGGUGGUCGACCAUUUUACUGCUUCGACGACUUUGAUGUAGCAGCGUUCGAGCUAAUAUGGGAACUGGUAUUCGGGACCAAUGUCGACGCCAUCAAAAAUGCACGCAACAAGGUCCUCUGUGCAACCUCAGACACGGUCCAACCGCCAUCACUGGACUCGCCGGCUAGAAUUCCAGUCAUUCAGAAGCCUGAUAUGUGCGAGGCCGUGUCGUUCUUUAUAAGCACAGUGGCAAAGUCGCUGAAGUCAGUCUCCCAGACGUGGCACCUUUGGUAUCUCAGACAGCAACCCGUCUACAAGCGGAAAUUAGCUUUCAAAAACAGUACCAUUGACGGGCUUAUUGAAAGCACCCGCUCGGAGCUAGCAGGGCUCUCCGAGGGUCAACUGAUGGAGCUUAAAGAGAGCUCUGCCCUGGUCACUGGUGUACGGCGCCAGCUCUUGGCUCACAUACGUCAGGGGCAGCCCGUCGACGUCCCAUUUCCGGCAUCAGUUCGAGCUGAAAUUCAUGAUGAGCUGUUCAUGAUUCUCGUCGCUGGACACGAGACAAAGGCUGUACUCCUCUCUUGGUCUGUAAAGUUUCUGAUCGCCAAUCCCGAUAAGCAGGAAAAGCUACGAAAAGCCCUUAUCGAUGUUUUGCCUAAAGGUUCGAAUGGAGAGCAGCCUUCAGUGAAAGCUAUCCUUAGCACGUCUAUUCCGUAUCUAGAAGCAUACAUGGAGGAAUCCAUGCGCGCGGCGAACACGUCUCCUCGUCUCGUUCGGAGAACUACCACUGAUACCCAGGUGCUCGGAUACUCAAUCCCAAAGGGCGUUAGUGUACUUCUCAACCCUUAUAUCGGUACACAGCCCCUCGAUAUCCCUGAACAUUUGAGAUCCGAGACUUCCCGUAACUCCAAGGGUAACUUCGAAUCAUACUGGGAUGUCAGCGGCAUGGAUGAUUUUCAACCAGAGCGGUGGCUUGCAGAAGACGGUUCCUUUAAUCCUCGUCAAUUUCCAUGUCUGACAUUCUCUGCGGGUCCGCGGAUGUGCUAUGGCAGAAAUCUCGCGUUGAUGGAAUUUCGCGUAAACCUCGUGCUCCUGGUCUUGAACUUCAAGUUCGACUCUCUUCCCAAAGACUUGGCCAGCAUGGAGUCUCAACAGCGACGUUUCCGAAUGCCACGGCAGUGCUACGUCAGGCUCAGCCCUCUUUGA